Moneuplotes crassus is the source of this 300-nucleotide messenger RNA. Lineage: Eukaryota; Ciliophora; Spirotrichea; Euplotida; Euplotidae. The record is from the annotation of a GenBank genome assembly.
AUAAGUAUGAAAGCACAUGAUGUCUAUAAUGAAUCAGCAGCGAUAAGGCAAGAUAGGCUGCAGGCUAUCAUCUAUGUCAGGUCGCAGAGUCUCAAAUUGGAUGUUAACAACAGGCUUAAGCUUCAAACCGGAUAGCUGAUUGUUCUUGAACCCUUGAAUGGCUAAAUUAUCGGGGAGAUUGAAGUUUGGUUUCCGAAUGAUAUCAAAUCCAAAGAACUCUCGAGGAAUGAUGAAUUCAUCAAGAGCCUUAAUGGCCUGUUCAAAGCUACUGAAGAUUUUGUUAAACUCUUUUCUUAGUUU